Messenger RNA from Microbotryum saponariae, 282 nucleotides. Lineage: Eukaryota; Fungi; Basidiomycota; Microbotryomycetes; Microbotryales; Microbotryaceae. The record is from the annotation of a GenBank genome assembly.
AUGUGUUGUACAGGCGAAUCCGACCAUAGUUGUACAGUUGAACCUUCUUCGAUCUUUUUGACUUCAGACCCCCCUGAGACCGCCAGAUGUUUUUUUUUAUUUUUUACUGGGGCUCAUAAAUUGCAAUCCUUUGGGUUGGCUGGGACCGCUAGAAAAAGAGCUAAAAGAGGUUAUAAAGCAACGACGGCAAGCAAUUGGGUGAAAGUCAAACCCCUGCGCGCAAAGAGCGCUGCGCAGAUCAAAACUCGCCGAGCACCUAACGCGGACUCCAACGGGCGGUGA